This is a messenger RNA of Syzygium oleosum, 2133 nucleotides long. RefSeq lists its product as uncharacterized. The transcript has a single exon. NCBI's taxonomy places the organism in Eukaryota, Viridiplantae, Streptophyta, Magnoliopsida, Myrtales, Myrtaceae. Bases 1 to 2133 code for a protein of 710 amino acids. The record is from RefSeq and is a predicted model, not a curated record.
AUGGAGGAGGCGCUUCGUGCGGAAUUCUGGAGGACGCUUUGGAAGUUGUGGGGGCUAAGAGCCAUGGUGCUGUUCAUGCUCGCAGUCCAAAUCGUACUCAUCCUCUUCGGCCACAAGAGGAAGUCCAGCCGCAAUCUCAAACUCAGGAUCGCCGUCUGGUCCGCGUACUCGACUGCGGACUCCUUGGCCGGCCUCGCCCUUGGUGUCCUCUCCAACAAGCUCGGAGAAGUGAAUGAGAGAAACGGCGGUCGCCUCAGCGACAACGACAAGUUGCUCGCACUCUGGUCCCCACUGCUUCUGCUUCUCUUGGGUGGCCCUGACACAAUCACUUCCUAUUCUAUGGAGGACAAUGCACUCUGGCUCAGGCAGUGCCUUGGCCUAGCGGCUCAAACAUCAGCCACGGCAUAUAUCAUCUUCAUGGCCUGGACAAGCUCUUAUCUCUCGUACCUCUCAUUGGUGAUAGCAUUGGUCGGGCUCGUCAGGUACGGGGAGAGAGUGUGCGCUCUUUGGAUGGCGAGCAACGACAAGCUCAAGCAGUUGGCACUCGGCCCGCCUUAUCUGAGCACGAGUUACCGCCACUACAUGGAGGAGUACACUAUGAAGCAGGCCGAGGGGUAUUACGUUGUGGCGGACGAGGUGAUUGAGGUCCAAGUGCCAGAAGGUAUUCCUAGUGGUGGUGAUGAUCUGUCUACAGUGAUCGAUUCUGAGGUCAUUGGGACAGCCUAUGGCCUGUUCCAGAUGUUCAAGUGCCUCUUUUUUGAGUUGACACUCAGCCAUGCGGAGAAGAAUACUAGCACAUCCAUAUUCAAGGCAAUCGAUUCGGAGAAAGCUUUUGGGAUAGUUGAGAUCGAGCUCGGGUUCCUCUACGACUUGCUCCACACAAAGGCAGGGGUGCUUUACACCAAGUGGGGACUCCUACUCCGCUUGUUCACUUUCUCGUCCAUUCUGUUGGUGCUGGUGCUCUUCUCUUUAGCCAAGAAGUCGCACCUAGCGAGAGUCGAUCUUUCCAUCACUUACUUGUUGCUGGCUGUCAUUGUUUUCUUUGAGACCUAUUCGAUUUUGAUGCUGGUUUCCUCGGAUUGGAGCGACCUUUGGUUGGGCAAGCACAACAAGAACCGUGCCUUGAGAUGUGCCGCGAACUUUAUAAGAUUGCCUAGACAACCCAGGUGGUCACAUUCAAUUGCCCAACUCAGCUUGCUCAGCCUUUGCAGUAAAGAGAGGCCCUUGGUUUGCCAAAAUGUGCUUGAGUUCUUGAAGAUCAGUGAGAAGCUAGAGAAGUAUCACUACAUCCUCCAUGAAGACGUAUCCAACGAGAUUAAGACUUGGAUCUUCCAUCAUGUCAAGGACGAACUUUACAAUGUGGAGGAGCACCACGCGCCGGUCCACGUGGAUAUUGAGAAAAGUCUUGCUAGGCUACUCAAAGGUUAUGGCCUCGCUCAAGCUAAGUGGGCCACCGAAGGGGAUUUCUACCAGGUUGUCCUAACUUGGCACAUUGCCACCGAACUAUCGUACUACUCGGAUACAGUGAAAGGGCAAUGGGAAUCCGACCUCCCUCAUUUUCGGCUGAGCAAGCUUCUCUCCAGGUACAUGCUUUAUCUUCUGGUCAUGAACCCUUCUAUGCUGCCCGUAGGAAACAGGGAAAUAAGCCUCCGCGAUACUUUUGCCGAGGCCUUCAAAUUUUUUGAGGAUAACCAAAUACCCAAGUCCGAAUCUAAUCGAGAGCCCUAUCGGUGGAUAAAAAAUCUAGUGAUCAAUAGAGGGAAGAAAAAUGAAAUGAACUCGUCGUAUCUUCAGCGAGCUUCCAGACUGCUGCUAGAGAAGAGCAACAAGGUUCUACUUCCACCAACUAAAAUGAUAGGCGGAAAGAGCAAGUCUGUGUUCUAUGAUGGAUGCCGGAUCGCGGAGCAGAUCAAAGAGAGGGAAAUUAGUCUAAAGUGGGAAGCGAUCGGGAAGCUCUGGGUGGAGAUAUUGAUAUACGUUGCGAGGCAAUGCAAAGGGGAUCGUCAUGCUGGGCAGCUGAGGCGAGGGGGAGAGCUUCUGACCCAUGUUUGGCUCAUGAUGGCUCAUUUCGGCCUGACUGAUAGUUUUCACAGGAACGAAGGGCGGGUCAUUGCUAAGCUCAUAUUGAGAUAG